AUGGGGAGAUUGAGCGCGUUCAAUACAUCUAAUUUCCAGCUAGCAAACUCAUCUAUGGAAUAUGAUCCUCUCUAUGAUGCAGAGAAGGGCUUCAAAGUGAUGCCUUCAUCCUUUCAUGACAUCAGUGACCUUAAAUUUCAAGACAACUGGGGUUUGUUCAUCAUUCUGCUUCUGCAACACAAUAAUUAG
Messenger RNA from Eruca vesicaria subsp. sativa (arugula), 189 nucleotides. The record is from the annotation of a GenBank genome assembly. NCBI's taxonomy places the organism in Eukaryota, Viridiplantae, Streptophyta, Magnoliopsida, Brassicales, Brassicaceae.